Messenger RNA from Didymella exigua CBS 183.55, 918 nucleotides. Its product is annotated as ubiquitin. Gene Ontology annotation, molecular function: ubiquitin protein ligase binding; protein tag activity. The transcript has 3 exons. Gene Ontology annotation, cellular component: cytoplasm; nucleus. Gene Ontology annotation, biological process: modification-dependent protein catabolic process; protein ubiquitination. The record is from RefSeq and is a predicted model, not a curated record. Lineage: Eukaryota; Fungi; Ascomycota; Dothideomycetes; Pleosporales; Didymellaceae. The coding region runs from base 1 to 918 and encodes 305 amino acids.
AUGCAGAUCUUCGUCAAGACCCUCACCGGCAAGACGAUCACUCUUGAGGUGGAGUCUUCUGACACUAUUGACAAUGUCAAGAGCAAGAUCCAGGACAAGGAAGGCAUCCCCCCAGACCAGCAGCGCUUGAUCUUUGCCGGCAAGCAGCUUGAGGAUGGUCGUACCCUGUCGGAUUACAACAUCCAAAAGGAGUCUACACUCCACCUUGUCCUCCGCCUUCGUGGUGGUAUGCAGAUCUUCGUCAAGACUCUGACCGGCAAGACCAUCACUCUCGAAGUCGAGUCCUCCGAUACUAUUGACAACGUCAAGUCGAAGAUUCAAGAUAAGGAAGGUAUUCCCCCGGACCAGCAGCGCUUGAUUUUUGCUGGCAAGCAGCUCGAGGAUGGCCGCACCUUGUCCGACUACAACAUUCAGAAGGAGUCCACACUGCAUCUCGUCCUGCGCCUGCGCGGUGGUAUGCAGAUCUUUGUCAAGACCCUGACUGGCAAGACCAUCACGCUUGAGGUUGAGUCGUCGGAUACUAUUGACAACGUCAAGUCCAAGAUUCAGGAUAAGGAGGGUAUUCCUCCUGACCAGCAACGUCUCAUCUUUGCUGGUAAGCAGUUGGAGGACGGCCGCACACUCUCGGACUACAACAUCCAGAAGGAGUCUACUCUCCACUUGGUGCUCCGUCUUCGCGGUGGUAUGCAGAUCUUCGUCAAGACGCUCACUGGCAAGACCAUCACGUUGGAGGUUGAGUCCAGCGACACGAUCGAUAACGUGAAGUCCAAGAUCCAGGACAAGGAGGGCAUUCCUCCUGACCAGCAGCGUCUCAUCUUCGCGGGUAAGCAGUUGGAAGAUGGUCGCACACUUUCCGACUACAACAUUCAGAAGGAGUCGACGCUGCACUUGGUGCUUCGUCUCCGCGGUGGACAGUAG